AAUAAAUUCAGUUGCAAAUUAUUAGCCAGGCCAUUUCGUUUCAAAACGAUAGAAAAAUUGUAACACAUUCUACACGUUCGACACAGAGAACAGGAUGGCAGUCAAAUCAAAUAUUUCAAUAUUGCUGGUUUGCUUCUUCAUCACUCAAAUAUGCGUUGGAGCCGUGGAACCGGAGUGUGACGGCGUAAAUAAUCGGAUUCCCAGUCCGGAAGGCCGUUGUGAUAUAUUCUAUGAAUGCAUAGAAGACGAAGGUUUAAUAGUGCCUAGUCAAGUUUCAUGUGAUACCAUAUGUUCUGGAUGUCACUUCAGCACUGAGGCGUUGGAUUGCGUUCACCCAGAUGAGGCUCUGUGCUUGCCCGAAUUGAGAAAAUUAACCUGUACAAACGUUACCGAUAUUAUCGCUCACCCAACCAACUGUGCUAGAUUUUUUACUUGCGAUUCUCUGAGACCGACUGUAGCUGAUUGCUCAUUGUCGAUUUAG
Molecule: messenger RNA, 481 nt
Organism: Bradysia coprophila
Lineage: Eukaryota; Metazoa; Arthropoda; Insecta; Diptera; Sciaridae
Source: RefSeq, a predicted model, not a curated record